Pipistrellus nathusii (Nathusius's pipistrelle) is the source of this 711-nucleotide messenger RNA. NCBI's taxonomy places the organism in Eukaryota, Metazoa, Chordata, Mammalia, Chiroptera, Vespertilionidae. The record is from the annotation of a GenBank genome assembly.
AUGCACACGACCCAGAAGGACACGACGUACACCAAGAUCUUCGUCGGGGGGCUGCCCUACCACACCACCGACGCCAGCCUGCGCAAGUACUUCGAGGUUUUCGGCGAGAUCGAGGAGGCGGUGGUCAUCACCGACCGGCAGACGGGCAAGUCGCGGGGCUACGGAUUUGUCACCAUGGCUGACCGGGCUGCUGCAGAAAGAGCCUGCAAGGAUCCCAACCCUAUAAUUGAUGGCAGGAAGGCCAAUGUGAACCUGGCAUAUUUGGGAGCAAAACCAAGGAUCAUGCAACCAGGUUUUGCCUUUGGUGUUCAGCAACUUCAUCCAGCCCUUAUACAAAGACCUUUUGGGAUACCGGCCCACUACGUGUAUCCACAGGCCUUUGUGCAGCCUGGAGUGGUCAUUCCACACGUCCAGCCGACUGCAGCCGCCGCUUCCACCACACCUUACAUUGAUUACACUGGAGCUGCGUAUGCACAAUACUCUGCCGCAGCUGCCGCCGCUGCCGCCGCCGCCGCCUAUGACCAGUACCCCUACGCAGCCUCUCCAGCUGCUGCAGGCUACGUCACCGCAGGGGGCUACGGCUACGCCGUGCAGCAGCCAAUCACCGCCGCCGCACCUGGGACAGCUGCCGCCGCCGCUGCAGCAGCUGCCGCCGCAGCAGCCUUUGGCCAGUAUCAGCCUCAGCAGCUGCAAACAGACCGAAUGCAAUAG